UAUUGUAGUGUACCAAAUUCAAGUCUUCUGCCUUCUGUUCUCUUGUCCAUCACCCCCAGUACACCAACUUCUUCUUCGAUCUCCCCUUGUCAAAAUCUUCAAACUCCCAUAAUCUCCAUUAAUGGAUUGCUUAGAGAUCAUGCACAAGGAGGGAAGUUGUAAAGGAGAAGAAGGAGAGUGUACUUUCGAUGGAACAGUUGAUAUGAGAGGCCGACCAGCAAUCCGAGGAAGAAGUGGACAGUGGGCCGCCGGAAUUAUCAUCCUCUUGAAUCAAGGUUUGGCUACCCUAGCAUUCUUUGGUGUUGGAGUGAACUUGGUACUCUUCUUGACAAGGGUGCUUCAGCAAGAGAAUGCUGAAGCUGCCAAUAAUGUUAGCAAUUGGACCGGCACCGUCUACAUCUUCUCGCUCGUCGGGGCAUUCCUUAGCGAUUCCUAUUGGGGAAGAUACAAAACUUGUGCCAUCUUUCAAGUCAUCUUUGUCAUCGGUUUGAUAGCGCUAUCACUCGCAUCGAGCCUUUUCUUGCUCAAUCCGCGAGGUUGUGGGGAUCGAAUGACUAAAUGUGGUUCCCAUUCCAGCUGGGAGAUUGGGUUAUUCUAUCUUUCCAUCUACAUGGUUGCUCUCGGGAAUGGAGGUUACCAACCGAAUAUCGCUACAUUUGGGGCUGAUCAAUUUGACGAAGAGGAUCCGAAGGAGGGGCACUCAAAAGUGUCAUUUUUCAGCCAUUUUUACUUGGCUUUGAACAUUGGUGAACUGUUCUCAAAUACCAUAUUAGGAUAUUUUGAGGAUGAAGGCAUGUGGGCUCUAGGCUUUUGGGCUUCGACCGCAUCGGCUUUUGCAGGGCUAAUCUUGUUUCUUUGGGGCACCCCAAGGUAUCGGCAUUUUAAGCCCACUGGGAACCCUCUGGCAAGGUUUUGCCAAGUGAUAGGGGCUGCAGCAAAGAAAUGGAGGGUUGAGAUUGCACCAGGUGAAGAGAACUUAUAUGAAGCAAAUGAAAAGGAGAGUUCUGUGGGUGGUGCCAGAAAGAUACUUCACACUGAUGGAUUCAAAUUCUUGGAUAGAGCAGCAUACAUUACAUCAAGGGAUUUAAACAACCGAAAGCAGGGUUGCCACAACCCGUGGCGCCUCUGCUCCAUUUCGCAAGUUGAAGAAGUGAAGUGCAUACUGAGAUUGCUUCCCAUUUGGCUAUGCACCAUACUGUACUCAGUGGUGUUCAACCAAAUGGCUUCCCUCUUUGUUGAGCAAGGUGCGGCGAUGAACUGCACGGUUUCAAACUUCCAAAUCCCACCGGCUAGCAUGUCUAGCUUCGACAUCCUAAGUGUAGCUCUCUUCAUUUUCAUCUACCGCCGCGUACUUGAUCCCCUCGUGAGCCGAUUCAACAAAAAGGAAGCGAAAGGGCUGACCGAGCUCCAAAGGAUGGGAAUCGGUCUCGUCAUCGCUAUAAUGGCCAUGGUCUCAGCUGGGAUCGUGGAGUGUUAUAGGCUAAAGUACGCGCGGAAAGACUGCAUUCACUGUGAUGGAUCGAGCUCGCUGAGCAUUUUCUGGCAAGUCCCUCAGUACGCUUUCAUCGGGGCAUCAGAAGUUUUCAUGUACGUCGGGCAACUAGAGUUCUUCAACGCGCAAGCACCGGAUGGGCUGAAGAGCUUUGGGAGCGCACUUUGCAUGACGUCGAUUUCCCUCGGGAACUAUGGAAGUACCUUGCUUGUGACCAUGGUUGUGAAGAUUUCAACCGAAGAUCACAUGCCCGGGUGGAUCCCUGGAAACCUGAACAGGGGUCAUCUCGACCGGUUCUACUUCCUCCUAGCGGCUCUCACGAGUGUAGAUCUGAUCUUAUACAUCGUGUGCGCCAAGUGGUACAAGAACAUCAAACUUGAGGGCAAAAUCGUGGGGAUUUCCGACGAAGACAAGUUUUCUGUUGUAUAGAAUGAAGAAAUGCAGCUUCUGUUGAAGGAUUAUGUGCCAGAAUAUAUGAAUAAGAGGAAACAAGAAUUGAUUACAGACAGCUUGGGGAAGAUUACAUUUGAAAGAAGGAAAGAGAAACCAAUUUCAUUGCACUCUCUUACCUGCCAUUUUAGUCUGUUAGAAGGAUGUUAGCAGAGGUUGGUUGCAUUUGAUGUAGGGUUCUUUUGGAUCUUCCCUCCUCAUUUGGACUUGUUGGCGCUGGAAUUAACAAUGUUUUGCCAGGAAGGGGUUCCAAAUGGUUUGACUAAAUUGGGUCUCUGAUUUGUUCUUGAGUUUUUUAACAAGAUAUUUGCACCCUUAAUGGAGUACUUUCCUGUUUGUGUU
Molecule: messenger RNA, 2284 nt
Organism: Rhododendron vialii
Lineage: Eukaryota; Viridiplantae; Streptophyta; Magnoliopsida; Ericales; Ericaceae
Product: protein NRT1/ PTR FAMILY 7.3
Exons: 5
Coding region: 122-1921 (599 amino acids)
Biological process (GO): transmembrane transport
Cellular component (GO): membrane
Molecular function (GO): transmembrane transporter activity
Source: RefSeq, a predicted model, not a curated record